Molecule: messenger RNA, 1578 nt
Organism: Closterium sp. Naga37s-1
Lineage: Eukaryota; Viridiplantae; Streptophyta; Zygnematophyceae; Desmidiales; Closteriaceae
Source: the annotation of a GenBank genome assembly
AUGGUGGUCUGCAAAUGCCGUAAGGCCACCAAGCUAUACUGCUUCGUGCACAAGGCGCCCGUGUGCUUCGACUGCAUAUGCGCCCCCGACCACCAGCACUGCGUGGUAUGGCAGUACUCGGACUGGGUGAACGACGGCGACUACGACUGGCCGCCGCACUGCGCCGUGUGCAGCGAGUCCCUCGAGGAUUCCGACAAGCCCACCAUCCGCCUCUCCUGCCUCCACGUGCCGCAUGCGGAGUGUGUGAAGAGGCACGUGGAGUCCUUUCCGCCCAACACCGCCCCAGCAGGCUUCACAUGCGCCUCCCCUGGUUGCGGCCUUGAGAUAUGGCCAGCCAGGUCGCACAAGGACUCUGCCUCUGCUCUCUACACACACCUCAGAGCGCUCCUGGCUCAGACAUCUGUUGCGGACGUCAUCCUGAGCACGCCAGUCACGUCCGACCCAGCAGCAGCAUCCGCCCAAGCCACAGCACUAUCAGACAAAUCCGCGCCGCCCGCAUUCGCCUCCGGCCCUCUCGCAGUGGUGGGGCGGGCGGCAGACUCCGCGAGUGCAGGGGCGGAAGGGGAGGCUCGGGGGGAGGCGGGCGGAGCAGUGGAGGAGAGGAACGGCGGGGAAGGUGAAGGCAGUGGGGCGGGGUCGUCAGCAGCAGCAGCUGCUGUGGCGGCUGCAGCGGCGGCGGCAGCUGCUGCUUCAGCUGGGGCAAAACGCCAAGUGAGUGGCUGGAGUGAAGGUGAUUACCGCUCACUCUUCCGCCCCAACCCUCUCUCUGUCCUGCCGCUCACUCUUCCGCCCCAACCCUCUCUCUGUCCUGCCGCUCACUCUUCCGCCCCAACCCCGUCUCUGUCCUGCCGCUCACUUGUCACCCCCCAGCCACAGCAGCAGGGCGGGGUGAACAUUGCGCGCAGCCGCACGGGCGGGUCGGAUCGCACGGCGGUGGACAUCACAGAGGAGAUCGAGACGGCUUACCGCACCGAUGAGGAGGCAGGGGAGCGCAAAUACGCCAGACGAGGUCCGGCCCAUCUGCAGGUGCUGAGGGUGCUGCACGCGCUGCCAGGGACAAGGACGAGCAUGCACCAACGGGGGCGCACUCACCCCUGUCCUUCCCCCACUCCCCCCACCUCCUCAGGUCCGGCCCAUCUGCAGGUGCUGAGGGUGCUGCACGCGCUGCCAGGGACAAGGACGAGCAUGCACCAACGGGGGCGCACUCACCCCUGUCCUUCCCCCACUCCCCCCACCUCCUCAGGUCCGGCCCAUCUGCAGGUGCUGAGGGUGCUGCACGCGCUGCCAGGGACAAGGACGAGCAUGCACCAACGGGGGCGCACUCACCCCUGUCCUUCCCCCACUCCCCCCACCUCCUCAGGCCCGCCGCAUCUGCAGUUCCUGCGGGUGCUGGGGUCAUGGUGGUCACCAGCGCUGCAUGCGCUGCCAGUGACGCUCACGGCCACGCACUCGCACAGGAGGGACAAGGAGGAGCAUGCAGCCGUGGGGGCGCAUGAGGACGGCAGGCGGAGAGCGGGGCAGCGGCGCAGCGGGGGUGUGGACCCGCGGAAGCUGCUGCUCAUCGUGGCCAUUGUGUAA